This is a messenger RNA of Drosophila busckii, 1269 nucleotides long. Its product is annotated as fork head domain-containing protein FD4. The record is from RefSeq and is a predicted model, not a curated record. The coding region runs from base 35 to 1192 and encodes 385 amino acids. The transcript has a single exon. Gene Ontology annotation, biological process: anatomical structure morphogenesis; cell differentiation; regulation of transcription by RNA polymerase II. Gene Ontology annotation, molecular function: DNA-binding transcription factor activity, RNA polymerase II-specific; RNA polymerase II cis-regulatory region sequence-specific DNA binding. Lineage: Eukaryota; Metazoa; Arthropoda; Insecta; Diptera; Drosophilidae.
AAAUACACAGUAUUUUGUAUGCAGUAUUAAAAUAAUGCCAAGACCUUCACGUGAAUCUUACGGCGAUCAAAAGCCUCCGUACUCAUACAUCUCGCUAACUGCAAUGGCCAUUUGGAGCUCCCCCGAAAAGAUGUUGCCCCUAAGUGAUAUAUAUAAAUUUAUAACAGAUCGUUUUCCGUACUAUCGGAAAAAUACUCAGCGUUGGCAAAACUCAUUACGACACAAUCUUAGUUUUAAUGAUUGCUUCAUUAAAGUUCCCAGACGUCCCGACAGGCCGGGUAAGGGGGCUUAUUGGGCAUUACAUCCUCAGGCCUUCGACAUGUUCGAAAACGGAAGUCUAUUGCGACGAAGAAAGCGCUUCAAACUGCACAAGAACGAUAAGCAUCUACUCAAUGAGGAAUUGACCGCCCUGGCAAAUCUCAAUCGGUUUUUCUUCACCGCCCGUUCUGGAAACAGUUUGUCACAGUUGCCUCCGCCCGAUAUUAACAAUGCAGUCAUGGGUGGAGAGUCCGCCAUUCAUUUAUCCCACUACGCAACUCACAUAUCACCGGCGGUGACACAACAUCGGCCAUUAUCACGUGGACAGAGCUCAACUGCUACACAGCCACGGCGUAUAUCACCAAUAAGCACUGAAAAUUCCCAUUUAGCAGAAAUUACGCUAUUUAACUUACGCACAACAAACAAUUUUGAUAUUGAAGGCACCAGCACUUAUCGACCAAAGCGUUCCUUCACCAUCGAGAGUCUAAUCACACCCGAUAAGCCGGAACAAGUCUCCGAAAAGGAUGAAGAUGAUGACGAUCGCACUGAUAUUGAUGUCGUCGAAUGUGGUACAACUUGCAGCAAUAUACUCAGCCUACCACGCGUAUCUCCUGCUGAACCCGAGAUGUCCCUUUGUUCCGAGGACCAACGACAGCAACCCUUGCCACCGCUACAUACAAUAACGGCUGCUGCACAUCUACCGUUCCUACAUUACGCUUCGGGGGUCAACGUAAAUGGCAUAAGUUCCGGAAAUCUACAGUCUGCCGGCUCUACGUAUGAUCUGGCGAUUACGCACCCGCUUCUUAUGAUGUCUACGCCCAUUGGAAAUAUACAUAACAGCUAUUGUAACAAUUUUUCUAUUAUACCACCGCCACAAACAUACCGGUCCCCGGAAGUUCAAAAUAGAAUAAUCUCUGGUAUGCGAACCAUAUAGAUGAGAUGACUUGACUUAAAGUUAGGCUUACUUUAGCAUAGUAAGUGUAGACCAACUCUUGUCGAUGUACAUAAAGA